AUGGACGGAGGCUGGAAUUUUCAAAAAAAUACCUCAAGACGCUUGCCGUUCAGCACUUCGCAGAGCGAAGGGUAUACGAGCACGCAGCUCAUGAAAAACACGUCGUCUGCGCCGAUCAUGCUCACAACCAAUGUUGUUCCCUCCAUGCUGCAGCAGAGCCCCUUGUCAUCAAGCAACCUGUCCUUUUCACCUAUGAAUGUUGGCCCUAGUUUUCAUCUUUCGAACACUUUGAAGCUAGCACAAGGGGAUAGAGAUAGAUUUUUGAGCGUCGGAUCGAAAUCCCAAGUCCUUGGGCUGGAGGUGAACGGGGCUAACAACGCCAAUACGUCUCUAUCGAGUCUUCUCUCACUGCUACAACAGUCAGGUCAGUUCGCCCCGCAAGUUUGGCAAUCGAUGAGCUCCUACCAUUCUGUGAGCCCUGCUCUGCUGGACAGCAGCAGCAAACCUUCGCCCCAGUCCUUCUUUACGGGAUCUGUCUACGACUUGUCAAGCGCCAAGCAACGCAACCAUCCUUACAUGGGCGCCCCUGCCUCCUUCAUGGAACAUGCACAAACUACGUUUGGGAGCGCUCCUGCUCACCAUGAGAUUGUUGCUAGGUCAGACCUGCCGUCUCCGUCCGGUGAUGAUAAGACGUCGCUUGCUGUGAAGAUGGCGCGAGCAAGAGAGAAGCAAGGAAGCAAGUGGAUGAAGGAGGCGUCGCAGAAGCAGAAGCCUCCCGGCUUGAGCAACACCGGGCAAGGCAACCAGGUUGUGGCCUUCAGAUAUUUCUUGGAAGAGGAGCAGAACAAGGGAGUCGUGCGCAUUAAAGCUCUCAACGCUCUGCAGACGGAGCAGGACCUGUGCGACCAGCGGAACCCCCUCGGACUGGAGGAAUGGGAGGUCAAGGACGUGGACCAGUGGUGGACCGAUGUGCAAACGUGGUUCGAAGAUGAUCCUCACAAGUUCAACUUCCGCGCCUUCUUCAUGAUGCUUCGCCGCUUCGGCUUCAAGCCCUUCAACAAGGCUCCUGCUCCCGCCAGCUCCGGUCUCGACUACGGACUCAAGAACCGCGAGGCGAGGAGGCAUGGCUACAUGUACUGCACUGAAGUGUUCGAGCGAUACUGCCAGAGCAGGAAGGCGAUAGCUAGGUACUGUAAGAAGAAGGAGGGAGGAGGGGAAGAGAAGGAGAAGGAGAUGGGCGACAAAGAAGACGAGUAA
Guillardia theta CCMP2712 is the source of this 1197-nucleotide messenger RNA. RefSeq lists its product as hypothetical. Bases 1 to 1197 code for a protein of 398 amino acids. The record is from RefSeq and is a predicted model, not a curated record. The transcript is spliced from 2 exons. Lineage: Eukaryota; Cryptophyceae; Pyrenomonadales; Geminigeraceae.